This is a messenger RNA of Nematostella vectensis (starlet sea anemone), 5362 nucleotides long. RefSeq names its product protein dispatched homolog 3. Lineage: Eukaryota; Metazoa; Cnidaria; Anthozoa; Actiniaria; Edwardsiidae. The coding region runs from base 213 to 4121 and encodes 1302 amino acids. Gene Ontology annotation, cellular component: membrane. The record is from RefSeq and is a predicted model, not a curated record. The transcript has 11 exons.
AAUAACAACAAAGUGCUUGUUCAGCCAUGUUUGUUCGUGAACAUGGUUCCCGUGUUUUUCCACAGAAAACACUUUUGUGGCCGUAAAACCGACAACUUCACACUUAAACAAUUGCUGUGACGCAAGUUGACUAAGUUUUGUGAUGAAUAGAGCCCAGAGAAGAAUAAUUUGAAGCGGCAAAUUGACUUCUUUUUAUUGACAACCACGCAACUAUGCCGCAAGGAGCUGGGCAUUCCCGACAAAAAAGCGAUGACUUCAAGGGAUCUUUCGGACGGGAUGAGGCUUGUGAGGAUCAUCUUGAGACAUUUGAACUAUCAGAGACUUUACUGGGUCGACAUUCUGUGACUUUUCGAAAGCCAUCCUUUCGCUGUCUCCAAGGGGCCCGCGCUGUGGCGAAGAAAAUUCGCCAUUUGACCUGGAGACCCGUGUUGUUCUGUACAACCCGCACAAUCCCUUCUGUAUUACUUCUAGCCGUUGCGAUCGUAAUUCCUAUUGUCCUAGGAGUAGUGACUUUACUAAUGUACACACCAAAGGUGGAUAUGUCGUUAGAAUCGUUCUCAAUUCCUAACCAUGUUGCAUCAAGGCAUCAAGACGCUUUCACGGUUGCUAAAAGAUAUUCGUACUCUUGGAAGCAAACUAUGAGAAAGAAACGCGCCGCAGAACCAUGGCCACUGCCAGAAUCCGAAAACCCAGAGCCUACUUCCAAGCCAGACUUUACUCAGACUAAUGCGAAGUGGACCAUUGAUUUGGUUUACUUAGCGAAAGGGAAAGGCGAGCUCAACAUGUUCACGAAGAAAAGACUCCGCGCUAUUCAUAAACUCGAGCAAAAUAUCAUGCGGCAAGAAGGAAUGCAAGAUUUCUGUUGGAAAUGGAAUUAUGCUAAACUUGAUCCUAUUUUAGUGCAAAGAUACAACGCUUGCACUCCUCCUUUAUCUCUCGUGGAUUUCUUUUUCCCUACGUAUGGUUUUUUUGACGGCCAAGGCGAUGAUAGUAAACUUACGGACGAAUCGAUCGGACGGACAUUAAAAUUUCUCUUGAGCAGGCAAUUUACAUACUGGUUUGUGGAUGGAAACUUCUCAGUAUUGAACCAAAAGAGUUCUUUUCUACGAGCGCAAAUCAAGUUUGGUUACCCACUGAAAGGGUAUCCGAAGAAAUCAAGCAGAAGUCUUUUUGUGGAACAGCACAAAAAAUUCAUCAACUACAUGAAGAAAUUUAUUCAAUUUCUGGAUACACAGUCCACUGAUGAAGUGAGUAUCCUGUAUGGGGGACCUGAGGUUUAUGACCACCUUGUUGAUGAAGCCCUCUGGAAAGAUGUCGAUCUUGCCAAGUACACCCUCACCCUUAUCAUCCUACUGAUGUUCAUACUCACGUCCUGUUCCUUCUUACUCACCUUCUUCGGCAUUCUAAGCAUCCUAGCCUCCCUUCCACUGGCAUGCUUCUUCUUCCGAGUUGUGUUUGGUGUCCCUACUUUCAGCAUUCUCAGUGCAACCUCUUUGUUUGUUAUCAUUGGUAUUGGUGUAGAUGAUGUGUUUGUGUUUAUUAACACGUUUCAUCAUGCGGAGAAUGCAAAGGAUAUUGUGACCAGGUUAAAGCACACAAUAUCCACUGCUGCUGGUGCCACUUUCUUUACUUCCUUCACAACUGCAGCUGCCUUUGGGGCAAACUGUUUUUCGAAGAUUCCAGCGAUCCAUGACUUUGGUCUCUUUAUGAUGCUGAUUGUCAUUAGUUGCUGGCUGACAGUGGUACUGAUAAUACCACCUACCCUAUACCUGUGGUACCGCUAUGUUGCCAGGCUUGAGACCCUGCUCUGGAAUCUCUUGUUCAGCUGGCUCCAGGCAUCUUGCUGCAAAACCUCCGCAGCACCACAACUACCAGUGGACAUCCAGCAUUUUUUGUCAGGCGAAAGUGAAGCUCCAUCAUCACCAGCAUUAGAUAUUGAGAAUACAGCCAUAGAUGCUGUCACUGGCUCAAGGAUGCAAGUUUCUUUCCCUGAACAAGAAGACAUCCCCCUGAACGACUCUCUAGAUGACCGGACUAGCUUGAACUCUGACAUGCUGUGUCUAUCUGAUGACUUGAUAAACGACAAUGACUCCGCCCCACUGUUGUCCACCUGUUCUACUGUUGCCACUCAACUAAACUUGGGUGCAGCUCACCAAACCAAUGCUUCUCGAAACUGUAUGCUAAGACUGCAGUUAGGCUUGUAUCAUCUUGCUCGGUUUGUGUACCGUAUUAGGUAUGUAUUACUGGUCAUAUACUUAGCAAUACUUGGGAGCUCGGCUUACUUGAACACGAAGAUCACCUCGUCAGAGAAGCCCCCAGCAUUCUUUAAGGAGGGUUCAAACCUUCAGCAGCUGCUAGACUUGAAGUAUAACAUGAGUGGCGAUAACUAUGACUGCAAAAUCUGUGACGAUAUUGUCCAGGAUGCAUCUAAUUACAUCAUCUCUCGGCCAACAAAGCCUGCUACCAUUAACUCUAACGCACUACCCCCCGACAUUCCCACAAAGGCAAGUUCUAACAAUCUGCAGCCGGACGAACCUACGACUGCUGCUGCUUUGAAAGGGACUCUGAGCUCUCAUGUAGCUGGAAAUAAGACAACUUCUGCUGUACCAGGUUCAUCAAGGAAAAGUCGGGUUAUUGGCUCCAUUAAAACGACUAAAAGGCCAGCAACACAAAAAGCUCUGACGACACUUCCACCCACCUAUACAACCUUAAACCCCGCCACGGAUCAGACAUCUGCCCAGCCCACAACCACACAUGUCUCCACUAUCUUAGCUACCACGCCUUUCCACACCUCCGCCUCGCGUUUUGAGGGGAAUGACGUUAAUGAUGCCAUGAAUGAAUCAUCAGUCAUGCCCACGUUUGACCCUUGUCUUGGGACUUCUUGUGAUAAGGUUGCAGAGAAGCCUAUCCUGGAUUCCAUGGCGAUAGUCUAUGUGGUCUUUGGGAUAGAAGACAUUGAUAGAAGUAACGUGGACAAAGAACAUGUGCUUUCUAGUAAGGGUGAUGUAGUGAUGGACGCCUUGUUUACCAGGUUCAUCCUAGAGCAUCGGUCACAGUUUGUUAAGCACAUGUGCCGCAUAUGCAAGGCUUUCUCGAACAACAAGGAGCUGGUGCGUGAAGCAGGGGCAAAUUGCUUCCCCGAGUGGUUAUCAAACAUCCUUAUGUCCAACCGGUACAAUAUGUUCGAAGAGUGUCGCGAUCUACAUAAGCAUCAGACCCUGGCAGGACGCUCCCACGCGGGCAUGUACUAUAAAAACACCAACCGGCCCGUCUACCAUAACUCUACAAGAGCAUACUGGCUGGCUAUGGCCUUCGAGACGACAACCAAUAAAGGAAGCUCGUCUAAAGUGGUUUUGCAGCAGUACCACAAGUGGAACGCUUUUCUUAAGGAGCAAGUGCAAGACAUUCCUGAGCUCCAGUCGGCGUUCCACACGUCUGAAGACUGGGUCCAUAUGUUCAUGGAGGUCGUGGCUGUCAAUGGCGCCAUUUACGGCAUUGUGUUCUCGUUGAUUCUCUGUAUGGUUGCCGUGGUGAUAUUUACGGGGCAUAUAUUGCUUUCAAUCAUUGUCAUGUUGACCAUAUUAGGAGUACUUUGCCUCGUGGUGGGCGUCUUCUACUUGGUGGGAUGGCAUCUAGGUGCAGUGGAAGCCAUCUCUCUAUCCAUCCUCGUGGGCACGUCCGUGGAUUACUGCGUGCAUCUCAUCGAUGGCUACAUCAUAGCAGGCCGCUUUAUACCAGACUCCGGCCUCUCGAAUAAGGAGGUGCGACGAUGGCGUGCGUCUGCGGCGAUCUCGCAUAUUGGUUCGUCCAUCCUCAGCUCCGCCGUCACCACUAUCGUGGCCGCCGUGCCGCUCUGCCUAACAACCAUUCAAAUCUUUGCCAAGUUCGGCCAGAUCCUCGCCAUUAACACGGCAGUCUCGAUUCUGUACACUCUGACCUUCUGCAUCGCGCUUAUAGCCCUUAUCGCGCCAGCUAGAUUUAUUAGAAGCCUGAAGUCGCGUCUGUUUGCCGUUCUGGGUGUGGCGCUGUUCGGUGGCAUGUCUUUACUGUUGAUGUAUAUAGCAAGUCUAAUGGGUGCUGUUAUUCAGGGACCGGACGGCAAUCCUCUUUAUAAUGUCUGAAUUAAAGGAUACUCACAAGAGGUCUUUCACAAAUUCUUGGAAUUAACCUUUACAAAAUUCCAAGAAUUUGUGAUUUUUAUCUAAAAGGAACUAUGAAAUCUUGAAAGAGGUUAUCUUUCAAGUCAUCCCAACUCUUUCGAAUGUGGCAUAUUGGAACAGCACUUUUUAGCAUAGUAAAUAUUAUCUAAAAUAGAAAGCUGACAGAGUGAGGCAAGUGUGGUAGAUAUAUAAGCUGGAAAACGAUCUUUUUAUUUUGUCUUUUUCAGUUAAACGGCAUUUGUCUGGCUUUUUGUCGGGGUCAUGUGGGUUGUGCCGUACCGCACAAACCAGACUCCAAAGCUAGGAAUUGGCCCGAUAGUGUUAGGUUAGGUAAACAUAUAAAUGUAAUAUGCAUAUUGCCUGCACAAACCAGACUCCAAAGCUAGGAAUUGGCCCGAUAGUGUUAGGUUCGGUAAACAUAUAAAUGUAAUAUGCAUAUUGCCUGCACAAACCAGACUCCAAAGCUAGGAAUUGGCAGGGUAGUGUUAGGUUAGGUAAACAUAUAAAUGUAAUAUGCAUAUUGCCUGCACAAACCAGACUCCAAAGCUAGGAAUUGGCCCGAUGGUGUUAGGUUAGGUAAAGAUAUAAAUGUAAUAUGCAUAUUGCCUGCACAAACCAGACUCCAAAGCUAGGAAUUGGCACGGUAGUGUUAGCUUAGGUAAACAUAUAAAUGUAAUAUGCAUAUUGCCUGCACAAACCAGACCCCAAAGCUAGGAAUUGGCAGGGUAGUGUUAGGUUAGGUAAACAUAUAAAUGUAAUAUGCAUAUUGCCUGCACAAAGCAGACUCCAAAGCUAGGAAUUGGCCCGAUAGUGUUAGGUUCGGUAAAGAUAUAAAUGUAAUAUGCAUAUUGCCUGCACAAACCAGACUCCAAAGCUAGGAAUUGGCACGGUAGUGUUAGCUUAGGUAAACAUAUAAAUGUAAUAUGCAUAUUGCCUGCACAAACCAGACCCCAAAGCUAGGAAUUGGCAGGGUAGUGUUAGGUUAGGUAAACAUAUAAAUGUAAUAUGCAUAUUGCCUGCACAAAGCAGACUCCAAAGCUAGGAAUUGGCCCGAUAGUGUUAGGUUCGGUAAACAUAUAAAUGUAAUAUGCAUAUUGCCUGCACAAACCAGACUCCAAAGCUAGGAAUUGGCCCUAUAGGGUUCGGUUAGGUAAACAUAUAAAUGUAAUAUGCAUAUUAAAAUAAAGAAAAUAUGAAAAUGA